Messenger RNA from Cryptococcus amylolentus CBS 6039, 495 nucleotides. RefSeq lists its product as hypothetical. Gene Ontology annotation, biological process: cellular response to oxidative stress; cell redox homeostasis. Bases 1 to 495 code for a protein of 164 amino acids. The transcript is spliced from 6 exons. Gene Ontology annotation, molecular function: thioredoxin peroxidase activity. NCBI's taxonomy places the organism in Eukaryota, Fungi, Basidiomycota, Tremellomycetes, Tremellales, Cryptococcaceae. The record is from RefSeq and is a predicted model, not a curated record. Gene Ontology annotation, cellular component: cytoplasm.
AUGGUCAAGCAUUCUGAUCUCAUUGGGAAAGCAGCUCCAUCUCUUCAGCUGCCCAGCAUCCCUGAUGGAAGCUCAUACAAGCUUCCGCUAGGUCAAAAGCCCAUAGCUCUUUUCUUCUUUCCUGCAGCCGGCACUAUGGGAUGUACUAUGGAAGCCUGCUCCCUGCGAGACGCCCGGGUAAACAAUAUAGUGUUUCAGAGGCAUCCAGAGUUGGAAGUCGUGGGCGUGAGCGGGGAUCCGACUGACAAGCAGACAAAAUUUGCAGACGAGCACGGCUUAUCAUACCCAAUCCUCAGCGACAUUGAUGGGCAAGCACGAAAGUUGUAUGGUGUGGGUAGCCAGUUCUUUGGAAUGACCCCCGGGCGAGAGACAUUCUUCAUUGACGAAAAGGGUAUCGUGCGUGGUGUGUGCGACAGCUCUAUCAACGUUUUUGAGCAUACCAGGUUCAUACAGCAGCAGCUUGUUGCCAUUGAAAAAGAGAAGGAAAAGAUCUAA